Malaclemys terrapin pileata is the source of this 693-nucleotide messenger RNA. RefSeq names its product MARVEL domain containing 1 (gene MARVELD1). Gene Ontology annotation, cellular component: membrane. The transcript has a single exon. Bases 80 to 604 code for a protein of 174 amino acids. Lineage: Eukaryota; Metazoa; Chordata; Testudines; Emydidae. The record is from RefSeq and is a predicted model, not a curated record.
UGUUUGGCAGCCGAGCGCAGAGGAAGUGGCUGCCGGAGCGCAGGGACGGGGAGCGGCCCGAGGCCCCAGCGCUGCCGCCAUGCCCCCGCCCGCGCCCCCCAGCGCGCCGCCGCCCGGGCCGCCCGCCCGCGGGCCGCUGAGCCUGCACCGGCCCUUCGUGCGCAGCCCGCUGGCCCCGCUGCGCCUGGGGCAGCUGCUCCUGGGCGCCGCCUGCUGGGGGACGGUGGCGGCCCACAAGUACGAGGGGGCGGCGCACUUCGCGCUCUUCGCCGCCGUGCUGGCCUGGCUGCUGGCGCUGGCGCUCGCCGGCCUCAGCCUGCUGGGGCGCUGGGCGCUGGUGCCGCUGCUGGGCGCCCGCUGGCUGCUCGCCAACGCGGCGCACGACCUGCUGCUGGGCGCCGGGCUCUACGCGGCGGCCGCGGGCGUCAUGGGCCACAAGGCGGAGCGCCACAGCUACUGCAACCUCCGCGGCUACAGCCAGCCCUGCCUCUACCGCGCCUACCUGGCCGCCGCCGUCUGCGCCGCCCUGGCCGCCGCCCUCCACCUGCUCUCGGGCCUCUACUGCCUGGCGCGCCGCUGCCGGGGCCACCGCGACAUCGUCUGAGCGCCGCGCAGGGCCCCCGGCCGGCCGGCCGCGGCCCCCGGCGGACAGAGCCCCCGCAGACAGACCGACAGACAGACAGCGCCCUGCGC